Coccomyxa subellipsoidea C-169 is the source of this 1442-nucleotide messenger RNA. RefSeq lists its product as hypothetical. The record is from RefSeq and is a predicted model, not a curated record. The coding region runs from base 162 to 1442 and encodes 426 amino acids. Lineage: Eukaryota; Viridiplantae; Chlorophyta; Trebouxiophyceae; Coccomyxaceae. Gene Ontology annotation, biological process: plant-type cell wall organization. The transcript is spliced from 8 exons.
CGAAAUUCAGGACGAGCAGACCCUUCCAGCAAUCCUAAAUAUCAUCUUAUAAGUUCAAUAGAGAGUCACAGGGCCUACAAGACGUAAUCUUGGGAUUGUUGCGGGCUUCCGGAAGCAGGAAGGGAGCUUUGACACGGAGCAGUAGGCGCGCCAGGCUAGAAAUGGGGUGUGCUCAAUGGGCACCGGCGGCGUUCCUGCUGGCCGCGCUGCUAUUGGCCGGGCAGGCGGCCGGGCAGGCCAACGCGCCCGAAGUGCCCGGAGCAGCCGGCGGCUGGCGGCAGGGGCGUGCGACAUUUUACGGGGGUCCGGAGUCCUUCCUGCAGAACUUUGACGACCGCGGACCGCCGCCAGAAUACGGAUUCGGCAGCGCUGUUUACGGGAGCUGCGGCUACACGCAACAGAAUUUCACGGAGGGCGUGACGUACGACAACGUUCCCUAUCCAAAGGACAUGCUGAUGGCGGUCGCGAAUAUCGACGCCGAUUUCCCCGGCAGCUGCGGUCGAUGCUACGAGGUCCGCUGCCGCAGCGGGUUCGUGCUUUCCAACGGGACAGAAAUCUACAACACCUCACUGGGUUAUAGCCUGCCCGCCAAGGCGCCCAAUGCCCUGGAUGACUUCGGCCGCAGGUGGCUGGGAAACCCGACGGCGAACCAGUCGCAGCAGAGCGUGCAGUGCUGGGAUGACGACGCCUCGAUCUACGUGGUUGUGACUGACAGUUGCCCCUGCAUCCAGACAGACGUCAACACCGGCGCAGUCACCGGCACGAAUCCGCCCUGCUGCGGUGACAUCUACCAUAUGGAUUUGACCUACUGGGGAUUCCAGAAGCUGGCGCACCCACUCAACGGCAUCAUCAGCACCAGCUUCAGACCAGUGGACUGCAACAGCAAGCAGCCCCUGCAGUUCAGCCCCGGAUUCAUUAAUCAGACCAUCUACGGUGACAAGGUGGAGACUGGCUGGGGCUGGUUCCCAUACAAGCACAACACCGUUACCUUCUGGUCACAGGGGUACGGGGUGGGUGGCAGCAACGCGACAUGCAUCUCCCUGGGGCCCAAGCAGGGAGGAAUCACAUUGGCGUGCCGGGAGUGCGGCAGAUCCGGGUACCAGCCGUUCAAGGGCGCUUCUGCUCUGGAGUUCUGGAUCCGUGACCAGAACGGCAGCUCCACGAUCCCCGACGUGCAGGUGGGCGCGGGAGACUAUGACAAGAAGCAGUACUGCGCGUCUGUGAAGACGGGUUCCCUCUCCCCAGUGGAGCGACAGGGGCUGUACGCCAAAUUCAGCGUCCCCCUGUCAUCAUUCUCAUGCCCCUUCGCGCAGGACCAAAUCACCCAGGUGAGCUUCCAGAAUGCGGAUGGGCAGCUGGUGUCCUUCUGCCUCGACGGUAUCCAGAUCAUAGGUGGCAGCGGCCGCGUCCAAUCUUCCUCCAUCGGACGCCACCGCAUCUGA